Nannizzia gypsea CBS 118893 is the source of this 7056-nucleotide messenger RNA. RefSeq names its product lovastatin nonaketide synthase. The record is from RefSeq and is a predicted model, not a curated record. The transcript has 7 exons. NCBI's taxonomy places the organism in Eukaryota, Fungi, Ascomycota, Eurotiomycetes, Onygenales, Arthrodermataceae. The coding region runs from base 1 to 7056 and encodes 2351 amino acids. Gene Ontology annotation, biological process: fatty acid biosynthetic process; secondary metabolite biosynthetic process. Gene Ontology annotation, molecular function: fatty acid synthase activity; 3-oxoacyl-[acyl-carrier-protein] synthase activity.
AUGCCUUACAUCAAUGAUACGCCACCGGCGGAGGAGGAUGUUGUCCUUGAGCCAAUCGCUAUCUGUGGCAUGGGAUGUCGACUCCCCGGCCAGGUUGAUUCACCAUCCGCACUAUGGGACUUGCUCCUGAAGAAAGGCUCCGGGAGCUCAGCCAAAGUACCAAAGACUAGAUUCAAUAUCGAUGCGCAUUUCCAUAAGGACUUGGAACGGCCUGGUAGCUUCAACGUCCUUGGCGGAUAUUUUCUUGAUGGUCCAGCUGAGAACUUUGACCCAACGUUCUUCAGUAUGACUCCAAUCGAGGCAAUGUGGUUAGAUCCACAGCAGCGCAAAAUAUUGGAAGUGUGCUAUGAAGCAAUUGAGGCAGCCGGGCUUACUCUCCAAUCUAUAGCGGGAAGCAACACUGGCGUCUUUGUUGGCAGUUUCACGGCGGAUUACCAACAGAUGAGUUUUCGUGACCCGGACUUCCGUCACAGCUAUGCUGCUACGGGUGUAGAUCCCGGAAUUAUUAGUAACCGGGUUGGAAAUAUCUUCGACCUCAAUGGGCCAAGUUUCACAAUCAAUACUGCGUGUUCUUCUUCAGUUUAUGCGAUCCAUCAUGCCUGCCACUCUUUACGUGCUGGUGACUGUGACGCCGCGCUUGUUGGUGGUGUCAAUCUGAUUCUCACUGUUGAUCAACACAUGAAUACCGCGAAACUUGGGGUAUUGUCGCCUACAUCCUUCUGCCACACCUUUGACGCCGCAGCUGACGGCUACGGCCGCGGAGAGGGUGCUGGUGCGGUGUAUCUGAAAAGGCUCAGUGACGCUAUUAAGGACGGGGAUGUCAUUCGUGCGGUCAUACGUUCAUCUGCCGUUAAUACUAACGGAAAGGUCCCCGGGUAUGGUAUUACCUAUCCUAAUGUUGAUGGCCAAGAGAGAGUCAUUCGUGCGGCAUAUAGAAAGGCAAACCUUAACCCAAACAGAACUGCCUAUUUUGAGUGUCAUGGCACUGGUACCCCCGUUGGCGAUCCAAUUGAAGUACGAGCAGUGUCAAAUGCUAUGAAUGAUAGCAGAUCGCCUGAGAAGCCUUUGUUGAUUGGUGCUAUCAAACCAAAUAUUGGACACUCUGAGGCAGCGAGUGGAGUUUUUGCCCUCAUGAAAGCUGCCAUGAUGGUCGAACAAGGUAUCAUCCCGGGUGUUGCUGGACUGCAGACUGUUAAUCCAGAAAUACCAGAAGCCACAUUGAAUGUGAAAGUCAACAGAGACACUAUUCCGUGGCCGCAAGGAUUUGAGUCGAGAAGAGCAAGUGUAUCAUCCUUUGGAUAUGGUGGUACCAAUGGCCAUAUCAUCAUUGAAGAUAUUCGCGCUCUAUACCCGCUGUACAGACAUGGAGCACGCAAAGGACAAGCUUCGUACGACCAUUCCUCAACGAGACCCUUGCUUCUUACCUUUUCGGCCCACGAUAAAGCAACGCUAGUCAGGAAUAUUGAAGCGCACACUGCGGUGAUCAAUCAGUUCUACUUGGCUGAUGUCGCCCAUACGCUUAACCUUAAGCGCAGCCGCUUUUCACACCGCGGAUUUGUGGUUGCCGGUGAGGCUACAGCGAUAGACAAUAUGGCAGUGGAAAAUUUUAGCUUCGGCUCAAGUAACCCAAUCAGCCAGCUCGCAUUCGUCUUCACUGGACAGGGUGCGGCGUGGGCUGGCAUGGGUAGGGAUGCUAUCCAAACAUUCCCUGUCUUCCGGCAGACCAUCCAGAAACUCGAUUUAAUUCUGAAGAGCGUUGAUCAUCCACCUAGUUUUUCAAUCGAGGAACAGCUGAUCUCAUGGACCAGCGACAUCAACAAUGCCAACAUAUCACAACCGACCCUAGUUGCAACUGAAAUCGCGCUCGUCGAUCUUUUAGCAUCCUGGGGAAUUGUUCCGGCGGCCACUGUUGGACAUUCAGCGGGUGAAUACGCGGCUGCAUAUGCAGCUGGUCUUGCCUCUGCGCCAGAGCUCAUUAUUGCAGCUUACUAUCGAGGGUACUGCUUGGAAAAGUAUGCCAACACCAGCGGUUCAAUGCUAGCUGUGGGCAGAGGUUCAGAUGAGCUGAACGAAUACCUCCCCCGCCUCAGCAAAGAUAUUGUCAUUGCUUGCGAAAAUUCGCCUAAUAGUGUCACACUCAGUGGCACCACCGCAGCUAUUCAGGAUGCUAAACACAUUUUCACGGCAGAGAACAUCUUUGCACGAGAGCUCAGAACCGGUAUGGCAUACCACUCGCCGCAAAUGGAGCCAGUCGCAGCUCCCAUGGUAGGGCUUGUGGAAAACGCUUAUCGUAAGCUCGAUACUAUGUCAUACGAAUGGCGGUGCCCACGAGUGACGAUGAUUUCUUCUGUUACAAAUUGUCCGCUAGCAGAUGGACAAAUCAACCCGGAGUAUUGGGCAUCUAACCUCACGGGCCGUGUCUUGUUCAACACUGCUAUCAAAACUCUGGCGAAGGCCGAAGGUUUUGAAAAUCUAGGGGCAUUUAUUGAAAUUGGCCCGCACUCUGCACUUGCUGGCCCACUGAAGCAGAUAUUCCAAAGGAAUGGUCUCGAGAAGGCCUCAUACAUUCCAACACUCAUUCGAAAUGAGGACGGUGCCAGAAGCCUGCUCAAGACGGCUGGAGAGCUUUUCCUCAGAGGCUAUCCGGUUGACCUUUACGAGGUCAACAAACAGGACACACAUGCUAAUACUGUGAAACGCUCGGAAAUGAUGCCAUUGACGCUGGUCGACCUACCCCCGUACCAAUGGAAUUAUGAAAAGGUGUUCUGGGCGGAGCCACGGAUGAGCGCCGAGUACCGCCAGCUAACGCAUGCUCGACAUGAUCUUUUAGGGAGCAGAAUGCCAGGUCUCUCACAUAAUAAUAUGGUGUGGAGAAACAUACUUCGUUUGAAGGAUAUACCUUGGCUACAAGACCACAAGCUUGGUGGUUCAAUCAUGUUCCCAGCAGCAGGGCAUAUGGCACUUGCCAUCGAAGCAGCCAGACAACACUGCGAGAUUAAGAAAAUUGACGUGAUCGGAGCAACACUGCGAAAUUUUGAACUCAAAACAGCCUUGAUCAUCCCGGAGAGUGAUACAGGUAUUGAGAUUCAACUUCGACUAUUGCAAUGUUCCUCUUCGGGGAGCGCCCCAUGUUACAGCUUCGCAGUUGAAUCAUACCUGAAUAACGCGUGGGUUACCCAUUCAGAGGGUACAGUAAGCCCCGUCAUUCCUGAAACCAAUUUGUCUAUUCUCCACCAUCCAGUCAACCUAGAUCGUCUUACCCAAAGACACACGGGUGAGAGAUGGAACCAAGCUUUCCGGCGCGUUGGCUUUGAGUAUGGCCCGUCAUUUGAUUCCCUUGAAAAAAUUAGGACGCAUGAGGAUCUAUAUCAAGCCGCAGGUCAAAUUCCUGUCACAACUGCCAGUAACCUGAUGGUAGACGAGUCGAGAUACGUGCUCCAUCCUUCAACUGUCGACUGCCUAUUGCAGCUUUCCAUCAUUUCGAUCCAUGCGGGUUUAUACGAUGAAAUUCCCUGGGGUGUUGUGCCGAUUAAGUUUGAAGAGGUUACGAUCCUCUCUCCUGGUGAUGAUAAUGCCGGGGCUAUCGGUCAAGCAGUGGCCUGGAACACCGUCCGAGGCGAACGAUCUCGUUACUUUAACACCAAUGCCCAAUUGGCUACAGAUGCUGGGAGGGUUGUGUUAGAUAUCAAGGGGCUUCACACCGUGGCGUAUGAGGCAGCCCUGCCACCAAGCAGUGAAUCGCGAAUCAAGCCACUGCCGUACGCCGGCAUUGUGUGGAAGCCUGACUACACGAUAUGCGGUAUAGAUGAUGCCCUAUCCGAAGAAACCAAGCUGGGCACUGCAAUCGACGCCGUCCCGGAAGCUGUUCGCAUGUUUAACCACAAGCAGGCCCUGUCUUCCGUCCUAGUUGUUGAUCUUUCAUCAGACUUUGAUGUCCCUACCCUUAUGCGAAGCAUCUCUCUUACAGGCGAUCUUCAUGUCGCAUGCGGUGUGCCAAACCCAGUUGUUGGAACUAAGGCUGGUGUUGAGCUGUUAGGAGAGUCACGCGUUAAACGGCUCACGCUUCCAGAAGGACCGGUGGACUGGUCUGCUCUAAACCUUGGAGCGCACGACUUGGUCAUCGUUAACUAUAACGAGUCACCCAGUUUGGUCCUAUCUGAAUCUCUUCCGUUCUUGGAGUCACAGAUCACUACGACUAGCAAAGUGAUUUGCUUGUUCAAUCAUGAUUCAUUGCCCCAGGCACGCAUUGAUAUUCAAAACUCAGGUUUUUUGACCACAGAGAUUUCGUUUUCGGAUAGAGAACUUCUUUUUUGCACCCCCAAGAAUGGUCAUACCAGUGGACUUGAACAGGGAAAUAAGCUUAUCAGCUUAGUCUACUCGAAAAUUCACUCGGCUGCGCCUCAUGCUCUUGCAGAUGCUAUGACGAAGCAGCAUAUGAAUGUUCAAAUCAAGGCCAUCGAAGAUGUAGACCCGAACACCGAUAAGGAUAUCGUCCUUUAUAACCCGUCCGGAAAUCUUCUUUCGCACCCCGAGCCAUCGUCAUUCGAAGCUUUAAAGAAGAUUGUCUCCUCAGGCGCGUCCGUCCUAUUCCUUACUGCAGGAGUCAAUGAGGCUAAAUGCGCCCACGGAGCGAUGUUGUCGGGUUUCCUACGCGUCGUGAGAAAUGAGCAAAAAAUGUCAGACUUAUUCUUGCUCGACUUUGACAAGAAUCAGACACUUGAAUCGAUCGCCAAAACAGUGAUAGAUGUCACUGCAGCACGCUACAGCACUGAUUCACCCCCCGAGAAUGAGUACUGGCUUCAUAAUGGAGCCUGUUACAUUAGCCGCAUUGUCCCGAAUGAAGAUAUUAACUCUCGAAUGACCCCUGAUGAAACAAGCUACGAAAUGCCACUCCCACGCGGUAAAUUGCUUCGAGCAACCCUGGCUGGAGGCAAGGCCGUCUUUCACCAGAGUGAUGCUUUAGAGAGAACGCCUAUCAAGGCAAAUGAAGUUGAAAUCCAAAUUGAGAAUUUGGACUUCCAUUUGCAAGAUCUGCAAACUGCAGCCGAAGGACCAAGACUCGUCACUGGUAUUGUCAUCGAUAUCGGGCAAGCCGUUGACAAUAGCUUGCUCUCCAAGACAGUAAUAACCUACACACAUAAUCUAUAUGAUACCAUAGUGAGAAAUCCGGAAAUUCUGUGUGUUGAGUGCAGCCCAAAUGCGGCUCAGCGACUCCUCUAUUCUUUACCUACUCUUUGCCAGGCGGCCAAUGUGUUACAAUCUGUCCCAGGGCCAAUUGAUGAAAAACAUAUCUUGCUGCUGCCGUCUGCCAAUUCAUUGGCUCCAAGUUUUGCUACCCUCAGCAGAGCACAAGGUUUCAAGGUUACAGUUGUUGCCGACGGAAAAGUUAGGUCCGAAGAAGCCGUGCACGAUGGUCCCCCCAUAGCUACGCCCAUACUGGACGUUGCCCAGAUCCAUCGCACGAUGGGAGAUGCGGGAUCCGCGUUAGUCGUCGUUGCUCAAGACUACUCAGCUCUCACGCAAGAAAUUUGGGCUAGAAUCCCAGCAGGGGCAUGGCUUGUGCUAAGUGAGAGCAAACAAGCCCACUUGUCCGCAUCUCCAGAUGUAAAUCCCUUUAACCGCGGUGCUCAUUUCUGUGUCACUACUAUCGACUCCACACUUAAUGCUGAUCCAUCAUCAAUGGCGAAGAUACUGUGUUCCGUUGUGACCAUAAUCGAAAAUGAUACCAACUGUUCUAAUACGCCACAGAAGGUUCUAAACAUUGGUGCUUUGGACGAAGCAUCACAAAUAGCCACGGAUAGAUCCGUUCUGGCGUAUAAUUACGAAGGUGAUAUUGCCAAGAUUUUCCCGGCAGCAUUCCAACUCCGAUUCUCUCCAGAUGAUGCCUACCUCCUUGUCGGCUGUCUAGGUGGCCUUGGGCGUAGCUUGACCUCCUGGAUGAUAAGCCGUGGAGCCAAACACUUUGCCUUCAUUUCGCGCUCCGCAGACGACAAACCAGAAGCAGCACAGCUUAUCAAGUCUAUCAAAGAAGCUGGAGCUAUCCCCCAAGUAUUCCGAGGCGAUGCGUCAAAGCCGAGCGACGUAUCACGGGUGAUCUCUGCAGUCACAUCAGAACGACGCAUUAAAGGUGUCGUACAUGCAGCCAUGGUCCUCCAGGAUGCUAUUCUGGGCCCGAACAUGACUACGGAGAAAUUCAAAACAGCCCUUGCACCCAAAGUUGAUGGCGCCCAAACCCUACAUCACGCGCUGAAAGGCCAUGACUUGGACUUCUUCGUUAUGACAAGUUCCAUCUCCGCCACUGUCGGUCAACCUGGCCAGUCUAAUUAUGCAGCUGCGAACAGCUUCCUUGACAACCUCGCUUGGCAACGAAAUCUCAACGGCCUCCCUGCCACCUCCCUUAUCCUACCAAUGGUUCUUGGUGUCGGUGUUGUAGCAGAGAGCGACACACUCGAGGAUAAAAUUGCCCGUACGGGAAUGUACGGUAUCAACGAACGCGAAAUGCUUCGCGGCUUCGAGGCUGCGAUGUCUCAACCUGUUCCAAGCCCUGGAGGUGAUAUGACGGCCACGCGCGCAAAUUCCGCGAUCAAUCUUGGCCUCGACCCUACCCGUCUAGCGGCCGCUUUAGCUGCCGCUAACUGGAACACUGAUAUAGAGUGGACCCAAGAUCCACGAUUUUCCAGCCUUCGGCCCCUAAUCGAUGCAGCCGCUGGUGGCCAGGGCGGAAACUCCACAGAUGGCGCUAGUGGAACUUGUGCCGAGCAAGCCGUCUCUCUCGCUGCAGAGGGCGAGUACGAUCAAGCUAUCAGCAUCAUUGCGACGUAUAUUAUAGAGAAAUGCGCAAGUAUCCUUAUGAAAUCUGCGGAGGACUUCGAGCUCGACGGCCCUUCUAUUGGGGCUUAUGGGCUGGAUAGUAUGAUUGGAGCUGAGUUGAGGAAUUGGCUGUUUAAGCAGUUUGGGUUGAAUAUUGCGUUCCAAGAUUUGCUGGCGACGACUCUUACCUUUAAAGGGCUUUCCGAGCUUGUUUUGGGGUUCUUCGGUGUGGCAAAGCCUGAAUAA